Messenger RNA from Oppiella nova, 426 nucleotides. The record is from the annotation of a GenBank genome assembly. NCBI's taxonomy places the organism in Eukaryota, Metazoa, Arthropoda, Arachnida, Sarcoptiformes, Oppiidae.
AUGGAAUGUGUUCUCAACGAAACCAUGAGAUUAUAUCCGCCGGUCAUUACAUUCGUGUCGAGAGAGUGUCUUCAGGACUACAAAUACAAAGACAUAACAAUCCCAAAGGGCUCAACCGUUAACUUCUCGACCUAUUACAUGCAUCACGACCCGGACUACUGGCCGGAGCCCGAGAAGUUCGACCCCUUGCGGUUCAGUCCGGAGCGCAAGCAUGAGAUCCAUCCGUCUUCGUGGCAACCCUUCGGAAGUGGUCCACGAAAUUGCAUUGGAAUGAGAUUUGCUUUAUUCGAGGCUAAGAUGGCGUUGGCUAAAAUCCUUAUGAAAUACCGUUUAGAACCGGGAUCUAACACAGAGAUCGGAAAAUUGACCACAGAAUGCAAAAUCUUAACCCAAACCCCUAAAAAUGGCGUUUAUGUCAAGUUAUAA